Molecule: messenger RNA, 1661 nt
Organism: Epinephelus lanceolatus (giant grouper)
Lineage: Eukaryota; Metazoa; Chordata; Actinopteri; Perciformes; Serranidae
Gene: crls1
Product: cardiolipin synthase 1
Biological process (GO): cardiolipin biosynthetic process
Cellular component (GO): membrane; mitochondrion
Molecular function (GO): cardiolipin synthase (CMP-forming) activity
Source: RefSeq, a predicted model, not a curated record
CGGUGUCAGUUUACGGCAACAUGGCAGCGUGCUGGCAGGAGCAGAAACUCCGUCGGCUCUGACCGUCAGAGUCUGAACCUUCACCAUGACCACGGGGACGGACCGCACGAGGCCAGCCGGUCGGUAACGGGAGGGCUCGUGAAGAUGAUGACGAUGUGUUUUAGGAGGAUUUCCGCGCCGCUGUGCCGCAACGCAGCGACCGCCCGCUCCCUGCUGUCAGCGCGGUGCGCGGGUGUGUGUCGGCUCGAGCCUGCGUCAUGGCGGAACUCACCUGUCACCCAGUGCGCGAGGGUGAGACCGUCCCCGGUUAACGGCGCGUGGCUCCUCACUGUCAGGAGGGCGGACAGCCGCGUGGCGUGCUGGAGUGGCAUCCUCCAGCAGGUAAAGGCGACGUCCUGGCACGCGCAAGGAGCCGUGGUUUUACACCAGGGAGGUCACGAGAGGUCGGCGGCCAGUUUCCGGUCUCUGCUGUCACCCACAGCUCGGGGGCUGUGCAGCGGGAAGACCGAGGAGACACCUGGUGCCCCCGCGGGGACGGACCGGGAGGAGGCCAGCUCGGUACCGGGACACGGACUCUUCAAGUUCAAGGAGCUGUAUGAGAACCCGUGGACCAUCCCCAACUUCUUGUGUGUGUGUCGCAUUUUGCUGGCUCCGUUCCUGGGUUAUCUGAUCAUCCAGCAGCACUUUCACCUCAGCCUCGCUCUGUUCACUCUGGCUGGAGCCACUGACCUGUUGGACGGUUACAUCGCCAGGACGUGGCCCACUCAAAAGUCAGCGUUGGGCAGCGCUCUCGACCCAUUGGCUGAUAAGAUUCUCAUCAGUAUUUUAUAUGUCAGUCUCACCUACGCUGAACUCAUACCAGCUCUACUGACAGGUCUGGUGAUUUCCAGAGACGUUGGUUUGAUAGCUGCUGUCUUCUGGGUCAGAUACAAGACUGUACCUCCACCGGUAACCCUCAGCAAGUUUUUUAACCCCUGCUACACCACAGCACAGCUCAAGCCCACACUCUUCAGCAAGGUGAACACAGCCAUCCAGCUCCUCCUGGUUGCAUCCUCUCUGGCUGCUCCAGUCUUCCAGUACACAGAUAGCAUCCUGCUGCAGUGCUUAUGGUAUGUUACGGCGGUGACUACAGCAGCGUCAGGCUAUAGCUACUGGCACUACGGCCGCAAGACUGUCCAGGUGCUAAACACCAGAUCACCAUGACGACCCCACCAGGAAACACCCAGAAAGCAGAGCUAAAAGCAGAGACACUGAUCAGUUGUGGUUAAAGUCAUACAGACAGAUGGACGAUUGCCAGGAGCUCUGAAACCAAGUAACUGUGACAGCCAUUUAUGAGUCGCCAUGGCAAUGACACAUGGAAACCAACUGGGGCCGCAGAUGGUUAACUGCAACACUACAGAAACACCUAACAGCAGCUCUGCUACUGGGCCGGCUGCUGAGUGGAGACCAAUGCACACAGAUAGAAACAGAAAACUCAAAUAUAGAUCAUCCUCGGACACGCGCUCAUGUACACUCUAACAUACAUGUCAAGUAUAUGUUCAGUGAUCCGGCAAGAGCUUCUAUUUUUACUUAGUUUUUCAAUCAAGAGGUUGCGACGUCAACAUGAUUGUCAGUUUUGUAAACCAAUGAUUUAUGAUUAAAAAAGAAAAUCUGCUUUUGUU